This is a messenger RNA of Oncorhynchus gorbuscha (pink salmon), 456 nucleotides long. Its product is annotated as transmembrane protein 26-like. The transcript has 2 exons. The record is from RefSeq and is a predicted model, not a curated record. Bases 1 to 366 code for a protein of 121 amino acids. NCBI's taxonomy places the organism in Eukaryota, Metazoa, Chordata, Actinopteri, Salmoniformes, Salmonidae.
AUGUUAAACCAUGUCUCCCACAGGGACAGCAGUCCCAGCAUGGUGUACGUCAUCCUCGGAGUCUGGACGUGGAGUAUGUUCCAGUUUCCUCUCCACCUGUCAGUGUCUACCUCCAGACCUGAUGAAUAUUCAGAGGGGGACCAGGGUGUGUCUCUGCUGGCCAGACUAAGGACAGAUAUCUGGAGCAUGGUGGAGAGCCUCUUCGUUCAGGACGGACCCUUCCUGGUGGUCCGCCUCACCCUCAUCCUCUACUUCCAGGUCAUACACCAGAUGCUCAUCUUCUUCGCCAUCAAGAACUUCCUGGUGGUCAUUCUGAACUUCUACCGUCUGUUUGCCAUCUACUGCGACUACAAGGCUUCAGGUUGAUCUGGGGUUAUUGUCACGACUUCCUCAGAAGUCGGUCCCUCUCCUUGUUCGGGCGACGUUCGGCGAUCGACGUCACUGGUCUUCUAGCCA